Entelurus aequoreus (snake pipefish) is the source of this 2315-nucleotide messenger RNA. RefSeq names its product interleukin 12 receptor subunit beta 1 (gene il12rb1). The record is from RefSeq and is a predicted model, not a curated record. The coding region runs from base 61 to 2019 and encodes 652 amino acids. The transcript is spliced from 16 exons. Gene Ontology annotation, biological process: cytokine-mediated signaling pathway. Gene Ontology annotation, molecular function: cytokine receptor activity; protein binding. Gene Ontology annotation, cellular component: external side of plasma membrane. NCBI's taxonomy places the organism in Eukaryota, Metazoa, Chordata, Actinopteri, Syngnathiformes, Syngnathidae.
UCUCUCUCUCUCACACACUUACUCACCGGAGAACUGUUAUCUUUUAGAUCUUUGGACUCCAUGGGGUGGAUUUCAGCACUUGGAUGUAUUGCCAUGUUGCUUAUGUUCUCUGCAACUUUGAACAAAGGAUCCAAAUGUGACGCUCCUUCAAGUCCUCAGUGUUUUAGAAGAAACGAGUCGCCCGAUUACACGUGUGAAUGGCACAUGAACACAACACGCAGUGACGUGACGUUUGACCUCCACAUUGGCACAGAAACAUUUAGGGACAAAACAGAGACCCACGCUGAGUUCACUGAGGAGAAGCUCAUCAAAUAUAGAGCUGUGGACAUCUGGGUGGACGCCCGUGUAGAAAACUCCACGUGCUCUUCGAUCAGGACAUCUGUUGUACUCAACGAAACAGUUAAAUUCAUAGCACCGCAAGACGUUUUAGUUUCCUGGAUACAAAACCACCUGACUCUGACCUGGAUGGCAGCAGAGAAACACCCUGCCUUGGUAGAGGUCUGGUUUCGAAAAGCUGACACUCUGUCAUGGGAAAAGAGACAAGACCUGACAAAGCUCAUGCCCAGUUUGAUGUGUGAGUAUGUCUCUUUAUUUGCAGUGAUGGGCACAGACAUGUUAGUUAUUAAGCAUCUUCAAAAGCAUACAGCUUACCAGGUUCGGCUCAGACAACAGACAAAAGCGGCUCUCAACCCACUGUGGAGCGACUGGUCUCCAACUGUGAUUGCCCCUUCAGAGCUUGAACAUAAACUGGAUGUCAACAUGACGCUGGAAGCAUUAGAAGGCGUUCGCAAGGUCACGCUCGUGUGGAAGCCAGUGCAACCUUCAGCAGCAGUCUCAGGAGUCGCUUACAUCCUGAACGACACUCAGUCUUCCAGAAGAUGUCCUUGUAAGAAGAAAGUACAUCGCAUGGAGAAGACGGAAUACACAUACUACGUGUCCUACUCUCCCGUCAGCUUCUCUGUUGUUGCCAGGAAUGCAGCAGGCUAUUCUCCCCAAGCCGUCAUACAAGUACCGGCCGAAGUGGCUCACAAUUUAAAAUCUUGUAAUAAAACAAUGGACAAGAAAGUCAAAAAGUGCACCUGCCGUGAGUGGUACGAGCUUCAAGGCGAAGACUUGAGGCCGGAAAGUGUCCCAAGUUUCACAGAGACCACUAGAAGGAAGGUCAAUAGAAACAGCAUUAAGGACUAUGUGGGCUACCUUUACUUUGAACACCUGUGUGUCAAAAACAGACCAAAAACAGUCAAUAUGUGUCUCUUUUAUCGAAAGGAAAACGUUACGAAAAAAGCUCCCCAGGAGUUGUUUGCUUUUAAUCAAACACGCAAUUCUAUGACGGUGUCUUGGAAAGCCAUUCCUCUGGUGGAGCGGAGAGGUUUCCUCAUUCACUACAACUUGUGCAGUGUAAUCAUCCAUUCUCAGGACGAGCAGAAACAAUGUCACCUCAUACCGGCUUCUUUGCUAAAAUUCCAACUGGAAAACCUGAGGCCUAAUGCCACAUACAACAUCAGUGUAGCUGGGGUGACAGCAGCAGGAGAAGGUCCAAAGGCCACGAUAACUAUCAGCACACUGCGGUUGAAUUUUAUGGAUGGCGUGUUGAAACUUGGCUUGGUGUUGGCGACCAUAUUCAUCCUGCUACUAAUAGUGUGCACGUGUAUCUGCAAAAGAAUGAAAAAGAAGAUAUGUCCUCCAGUGCCAAAGCCCACUUUUUUACAGUUGGCCUUUCAUCAACCAGUGAAUCAGAACUGGACACAGGAGGAGCAUGAGGAGGUGGAGCAUGACGUGACACUGCAGCCGCUGAGUGAGACCCUCGCCAAGAAUGCAAAUGAGACGGCGAUGUCAUUGCACAUUGAUAUAAGGAGGACAGAUUCAAUGGUGUCUGAGGAGACCAAUGGCGAUAACAUCAUCUCGAAGGCCCUGACGGAUUCCAAAGAGGAAAUGCCAAAUAUGGAAGAAGAGGAUUUGCUUGCGUUGCUGUUAUACAGAAAAGGAUUGGUCUUUGAUAUGAAGACAGACUCAUGUUAAAUGGAUUCAAAGUAAUUUACUGCCAGAGAGCGUGGAUUUUUUGAACAAUCCAAUUGACUCAAAUUCUUACGAUGGAAAAGUCUUACACAAAAACACGUUCUUUCUAAAAAGUGAGGUCACAAUGAAGACCCAAAUAUUAAACAAAUAUGUCAUCUUAAUAUUACUAUGUGUGGUUGUAGAAUGGAUCUAUUGUCAGAGUGGGCGAAUUAAGCCAAAUAUUGAAGGCAGUGCAUCAAUACCAGUAUUGGAUCAAUACUAUAGUGAUAGAUUCAAUAUAUUUAGUCCUUCGUAUGUUC